CCAGUCUAAGUCGAUGCCGACAAAUAGUACCAGAAUCUUGAGGCAACGGCGGGGUUAGCGCGGGACGCCAACUUUAACGCAAAGUGAAUACCGUUGCAAUCAGCAUUUGAUUUGCGACGCGGUUUCUAUACCGUCUUGUAUUUCGUAAAAGAGAAAUGUUAGUAAUGCGUUCAACAUUGCGCCCUAUUCUUCGACCUGCUUCACUACUCACAGCGACUGCAUGUGGUGUCGCAAUCACAUCUACCCUACUACCUAUUCGAAAAGAACGGAGUAUGUCUUGGUCACAACCCCUACAGCAACACAAGUCCUGGCCAUCGACGGCUUAUGAACCGCGUUAUGCUUCAUGGCCGUACCUAGAAUCAGACUUCGCUCGCCAAGAUCCUAGUUCCGAUGCAGACUUCUACUCCUCGCCUCGCUUUGUAACACACAUAGACGAUGCCGCAAUCUCUACACUACGCGAGUAUUAUGCCACUGCGUUGCCACGCAAAGGUACAAUAUUGGAUAUCUGUACUUCUUGGAUAAGUCACUAUCCCAAGGACGUAGAGGCAGCUGUCUCGAGGGGUGAUAUCAAAGUGAUCGGGAUGGGUAUGAACCGCGCAGAGCUGGAUGCAAACAAAGUUCUGAACCAUGGACGAGUUCUGGCGGACCUGAAUCAGAAGCCAGAUUUGGUGUUAGCCCUCAAAGAUGCUGGAGUCGAGACACCAACAGCAGAGAAGGAGCAGCUAGACGCGAGUACCAUGGUUGUGUCGAUCGAUUACUUGACUAAACCUGUCGAAGUGCUCAAGAGCCUGAGGGAAGUGACUCGGGAUGGAGGAAGAGUGCACUUGGUUGUGAGUAACAGAUGUUUUCCUACGAAAGUCAUUGCGAGGUGGUCAAAGGUUGAUGAGGAGGAGAGACUGCUGAUGGUUGGUGACUUCUUGCACUUUGCGGGCUGGAAGGGGAUAGAGAUUUUGGAAUUGAGUAACGGAAAGGUUGAUAAUUCGCCUGAAGAAGGACAGGGAGGGGGGCUUCAUGGGUUAAUAAACUUCCUUGGAUUAAAUUCAAGGGAUCCUUUGUGGGUUGUGAGAGGGGUAAAAUAAUGAUCUAAAUAAGCGAUUUAUUAUUGCUAUACCACUAAUUCAGAAGGGAAAACAUAUACACCGCUCUAUCACGCUCUUUUGCGACGCGUUGUACCCCAGAAGAUUUUGAUUACUGCA
Messenger RNA from Truncatella angustata, 1196 nucleotides. RefSeq lists its product as uncharacterized. The record is from RefSeq and is a predicted model, not a curated record. The transcript has 2 exons. NCBI's taxonomy places the organism in Eukaryota, Fungi, Ascomycota, Sordariomycetes, Amphisphaeriales, Sporocadaceae. Bases 156 to 1079 code for a protein of 307 amino acids.